AUGGUGUGCGAAUGGAGCAAAGCGCCCCAAAGAAGCCCGUUGUCCAACGGCCAAAGCCAUCCCAUGACAAAUCAACCCUUUUUACCUCUCUCCUCUCCUCUCCUUCAGAUUCCAAUCGCCAUUCCUCCCCAACUAUUCCGUCUAUUUUUUUUUCUCCCCCUCCCUCUCCGCAAGCUUCCGUUUACAGACACACUGCGCGCUCCCAUGAGGUCUCAUCGGCAGCUCGCCGCGGCCGCUCGGCACCUGCGCCGCCGGCCUGCGCUCCCAUCACCAGUACCGCACCGCCUCGCCUCCCGUCCGCUACAAACAUCCGCAGCCGCGCGCUCCGGCGCCGCCUCCAACCCAGCCAUGGCGUUUCCCUGCCUCGACGCCAUGGAGACGCGCUCCGCGCGCCUCGAGAGCGGCAGCAACAGCAACUCGUCCAGCGCUCCGAGCGACGGCCCCCCCGACGAGCCCUCGUACACGUCGGGCGUCACGCAGGUGCACCACGACCGCGACCCGCUGCACCUGGACUGGGGCGGGGUGCUGCCGUCGUUUGACGUGGCGUACGAGACCUGGGGCACGCUCAACGCGGCGCGGUCCAACGCCAUCCUGCUGCACACGGGGCUGUCGGCGUCGUCGCACGCGCGGUCCACGCCCGAGAACCCGUCGCCCGGGUGGUGGGAGCGGUUCAUCGGGCCCGGCGCGCCGCUGGACACGGACCGCUUCUUCGUCGUGUGCACCAACGUGAUUGGCGGGUGCUUCGGGUCGACAGGGCCGGCGAGCGUGGACCCGGGCCACGGCGAGCGGUACGCGACGCACUUCCCCAUCCUGACGCUGCAGGACAUGGUGCGCGCGCAGUUCCGGCUGCUGGACGCGCUGGGCAUCGGCGCGCUGCACGCCAGCGUCGGCGCCAGCAUGGGCGGCAUGCAGUCGCUCGCCGCGGGCGUGCUGUUCCCGGCGCGCGUCGGCCGCAUCGUGUCCAUUAGCGGGUGCGCGCGCUCGCACCCGUACAGCAUCGCCAUGCGCCACACGCAGCGCCAGGUGCUGAUGAUGGACCCGCACUGGCGCCGCGGCUUCUACUACGGCCGCGUGCCGCCGCACGCCGGCAUGAAGCUCGCGCGCGAAAUCGCCACCGUCACGUACCGGUCCGGCCCGGAGUGGGAGCGCCGCUUUGGCCGCCGCCGCGCGGACCCGGACCGCCCGCCCGCGCUGUGCCCGGACUUCUUGGUCGAGACGUACCUGGACCACGCCGGCGAGAAGUGGUGUCUGAGCUACGACCCCAACUCGCUGCUCUACGUCACAAAGGCCAUGGACCUGUUCGAUCUCGGCCUGCGGAACCAGCAGGCCACGCAGCGCCGUCGCGCCGCGUACCGCGCCGACGACGCCGCGAGCACCACCACCACCACCACCAAAGCCUCGUGCAGCUUGACCCUGCCCGAGACGCCGUACGAGGAGCAGCCGGGGUCGCAGGUCGACAUGGACGCCGGAGCCGUCGAGGCCGGCUCGUCGCGCCCGCCCGAGGACCUGGUGCAGGGACUGGCGCCGCUGCGGGACACACCCGCGCUCGUCUUGGGCGUCGCCAGCGACAUCUUGUUCCCGGCGUGGCAGCAGCGCGAGAUCGCCGAGUCGCUGCGCCUCGCCGGCAACCGCAACGUCACCCACGUGGAGCUGAGCGAGGAGAUGAGCCUGUUUGGGCACGACACCUUCUUACUCGAUUUCAAGCACGUUGGCGGCAACUUGAAAAACUUUUUGCGUUGA
Cordyceps militaris CM01 is the source of this 1740-nucleotide messenger RNA. Its product is annotated as homoserine O-acetyltransferase. NCBI's taxonomy places the organism in Eukaryota, Fungi, Ascomycota, Sordariomycetes, Hypocreales, Cordycipitaceae. The transcript has a single exon. Gene Ontology annotation, biological process: L-homoserine metabolic process. The coding region runs from base 1 to 1740 and encodes 579 amino acids. The record is from RefSeq and is a predicted model, not a curated record. Gene Ontology annotation, molecular function: L-serine O-acetyltransferase activity; homoserine O-acetyltransferase activity.